Molecule: messenger RNA, 420 nt
Organism: Sinocyclocheilus grahami
Lineage: Eukaryota; Metazoa; Chordata; Actinopteri; Cypriniformes; Cyprinidae
Product: glycosyltransferase 8 domain-containing protein 2-like
Exons: 5
Cellular component (GO): Golgi apparatus
Molecular function (GO): glycosyltransferase activity
Source: RefSeq, a predicted model, not a curated record
AUGGGUAACCAUACUUGGCCACAUCUUAACUUUGUGAGGUUCUACUUGCCACUUCUUGGCAUUGAAAAUCACGAGCGGAUCGUUUACCUGGAUGAUGAUGUCAUAGUGCAAGGAGAUAUACAGGAACUGUAUAACAUAAAGCUGAAAGCGGGACACGCUGCUGCGUUCGCCUCAGACUGUGAUCUGCCCCCCACACAUGAGAUGGUGCGCAGUGUGGGGAUGCAGACAACUUAUAUGGGCUUUCUGGACUACCGCAAAGAGGAAGUCAGAGAGCUGGGCAUCAACCCCAGCGACUGCUCCUUUAAUCCAGGUGUUUUUGUAGCAGACAUUGGUGAAUGGAAAAGGCAAAAAAUAACUAAACAGCUGGAGAAAUGGAUGGCUAAGAAUGUCAGGGAGAAUCUGUACAGCAGUGCCAUGGCA